Meriones unguiculatus (Mongolian gerbil) is the source of this 945-nucleotide messenger RNA. RefSeq names its product olfactory receptor 52B4-like. Gene Ontology annotation, cellular component: membrane. Lineage: Eukaryota; Metazoa; Chordata; Mammalia; Rodentia; Muridae. The record is from RefSeq and is a predicted model, not a curated record. Gene Ontology annotation, biological process: G protein-coupled receptor signaling pathway. Bases 1 to 945 code for a protein of 314 amino acids. The transcript has a single exon. Gene Ontology annotation, molecular function: G protein-coupled receptor activity; olfactory receptor activity.
AUGAAUACUGGAAACCACACUGGUAUUAGCUACCCCAUCUUCCGCCUGCUGGGCAUCCCAGGCCUGGAGGACCAGCAUGUGUGGAUCUCCAUCCCCUUCCUCAUUUCCUAUGCCACCGCCCUGCUCGGGAACAGCCUGCUCAUCUUCAUCAUCCUCACAAGGCCUAGUCUCCAUGGCCCCAUGUACCUCUUCCUCUGCAUGCUGGCGGGAGCAGACAUCGUCCUGUCCACAUCCACAGUUCCCCAGGCCUUGGCCAUCUUCUGGCUCCACGCUGGCGAGAUCUCGCUGGGUCGCUGCAUCACUCAGCUCUUCUUCAUCCAUUCCACCUUCAUCUCUGAGUCAGGGAUCUUGCUGGUGAUGGCGUUUGACCGUUACAUUGCCAUUUGCUACCCCCUGAGGUACACCACUGUUCUCACGAACUCCCUGAUUGGGAGAAUUGGAGUGAUCAUCUUUCUGAGAAGCUAUGGUACAAUUUUCCCCAUAAUAUUUCUUCUGAAAAGAUUGACUUUCUGCAAAAAUAGUAUAUUCCCCAACACUGGCUGUAAGCACAUUGUCUUGGCUCACGCUUCCUGUGAUGACAUCUGGAUAAAUAUCUGGUAUGGUUUCUUUGUCCUAAUGUCGACAGUGGUCUUAGAUAUUGUCCUGGUUUUCAUUUCCUACGUGCUGAUCCUCCGGGCCAUCUUCCGCUUGCCUUCCCAGGAUGCUCGCCACAAGGCACUCAACACUUGUGGCUCCCAUGUCUGUGUCAUCAUCCUCUUCUAUGGGCCUGGGAUCUUCACCACACUUACUCAGAGGUUCGGACACCACAUCGCACACCAUGUCCAUGUUCUCCUGGGCAAUGUUUGCAUUCUGGCUCCGCCUAUGCUGAAUCCUAUCAUUUAUGGGGUCAAAACCAAACAGAUCCGGGACCAGGUGGUUCAGGUAUUACUUUCAAGGCAAAAAUAA